AGUCCAAGCUUAAGUCCUUUAAGGAAAAGCUUAAGCAGUUGAAUGAGCAGCAUGAGGAAAUUGAGAGCUCCAUAAUCGAGCUAAUAGCCUCCAAGGACGAGCUGCAAGCUCUCCGUUUUCGAAGCCACUGCUCAAGAUUUUUUGAAGAAGGCAAAAAAGGACGAGCCGAAGAAGAGAGAGGUUGA
Ilex paraguariensis (yerba mate) is the source of this 185-nucleotide messenger RNA. NCBI's taxonomy places the organism in Eukaryota, Viridiplantae, Streptophyta, Magnoliopsida, Aquifoliales, Aquifoliaceae. The record is from the annotation of a GenBank genome assembly.